GGAGAGGAGGGCAGAGUUUUGGGGCCACAGCACCAGGAGCCUUUGAAGCUGCAGGCGGUGUCCCCAGGGCCAGGGGUCAGGACAGGUCACCAGCAUCGUCGCGGGCAGGCCCGCAGCAUGAAUGGCCCCGCACUCCUGAGGAGAAAUGCUAGCAAACAGGGCCUGGAGAAGCUGCUGAGGCUCACAACUCAGUGGAGAGAGGAAGACAAAGAAGAGGCUGCCCGUGAGCAACGCCAACGGGAGCGAGAGAAGCAGCUGCAGGACCAGGACAAAGAUGAAGAAGGCGGCGGCCAUUCCCUGGAACAGCCAGCAGAGCAGGCACUCCUCAGUCUAAAGUCCUCUGAACUGGAUGAAGAUGAGGGGUUUGGUGACUGGUCCCAAAAGAUGGAGCAGCGGCAGCAAUUCUGGGAGAACGAGGGGACUGCAGAGGGUAGUGAGCCCUCUCAAAGUGAGAGUCCAGAGGAGAAGCAAGCAGAGGACAGGGCUUACGAAACCAAAGUCCACCUGGAGGAGUUAAACCUGAGCCAGGGGGAGCCCAAUCCAGAGGAUGCUAUUGGAAGUUCUGGGGAGGCAGAAGAGCACCUGACAAGUCAUCAGGCCAGGACCCCCAGCCCUUUGGCCUUGGAAGGGACUGUUGAACUGAGUUCACCUCCCCUAAGCCCCACAACCAAACUGGCUGAUAGGACGGAGUCCCUGAAUCGCUCCAUAAAGAAGAGCAACAGUGUGAAGAAGUCCCAACCAGCCUUGCCCAUUUCCACAAUUGAUGAGCGCCUGCAGCAGUAUACCCAGGCCACUGAGUCUGCUGGCCGAACUCCCAAGCUGUCCCGACAGCCUUCCAUAGAGCUGCCCAGUAUGGCUGUAGCCAGUACCAAGACUCGUUGGGAGACAGGAGAGGUACAGACUCAGUCUGCUUCCAAGACACCCUCCUGCCAGGAUAUUGUAGCUGGAGACAUGAGCAAGAAGAGCCUGUGGGAGCAGAAAGGAGGCUCCAAGAUCUCAUCCACCAUCAAGAGCACCCCAUCUGGAAAGAGAUACAAGUUCGUGGCCACUGGACAUGGGAAGUACGAGAAAGUGCUUGUGGAUGAAGGCUCGGCACCGUAGAUCAUGCAUGUAUCUUGGAGAGACUCCAGUCAGAUGCCACUCCCAGCCCUGACCAAGAAGUUGCUUCCCGUUGCCAGUCUGGCCUGCUCUCAUGCCUCCAACAACCCAGCUGCCACUUCCCUCUCCUUCUGCUCCUGGACCCUCCAUCUUCUAUGACUCUCAUCAUUUGACCAGUCCCCACCCCCACCAACACUGCCUCUCACCAUCAGCAAAAGGGACCACUCCCUAGAGGAGCCAAGAGCUCCCAAGGAAGGAUGGAGGAGAGAAGGCCAGCAUCCCAACCAGAUCCAAGGGGUACCUGUCUCCAUGCUAAAUGCUCAGGACUCUGAGUCUUGGCCUUCCCUAUUUGCAGACCCCUUGUUUUGUGUAAUAAAGUACCUUGAGUGUUCCCAUG
Molecule: messenger RNA, 1495 nt
Organism: Peromyscus californicus insignis
Lineage: Eukaryota; Metazoa; Chordata; Mammalia; Rodentia; Cricetidae
Gene: Lsp1
Product: lymphocyte specific protein 1
Exons: 11
Coding region: 118-1101 (327 amino acids)
Biological process (GO): signal transduction
Molecular function (GO): actin binding
Source: RefSeq, a predicted model, not a curated record